Molecule: messenger RNA, 1416 nt
Organism: Acanthosepion pharaonis
Lineage: Eukaryota; Metazoa; Mollusca; Cephalopoda; Sepiida; Sepiidae
Source: the annotation of a GenBank genome assembly
AUGUAUCUAUCUAUCUGUCUGUCUAUCUAUCUAUCAACAUCUUGCAGUUCAUUAUCUAUCUAUCUAUCUAUCUCUCUAUCUAUCUAUCUAUCUAUCUCAUUAUUCGCCUCUUUCAUUCAUUCGCUCCUUUCAUUAUUGUUUCCAUUUUUCUUUCCUUCUGUAUUUCUCGAUGUCCACUUCUCCCAAUUUUUACUCUUUCCUACAUACGCACGCAUGCUCACAGUCUAUCACACGCUUACGCUGCUUUAUUUGUCUUUUUUUCUUUUUUUAAAUAUAGCUAAUUCACACGUCAUUCCAACCAACACUUCAGACCCGUCUUUUCCUAGAAAGUUACGGUUACACUGUGACGUGAAAUAUCUAUUGCUGUGUCACUUCGUGCUUGAGAAAUAUUUCUAUUCACAUUACUUGCUAUCCUCUUCUGCCUCACCGGCUCUACUCUUCUGGCUCACCUGCUAUCCUCUUCUUCCUAACCCGCUAUCCUCUUCCGCCUCAGCUGCUUUCCUCUUCUUAUUAACCCACUAUCCUCUGCUGUCUCACCUGCUAUCCUCUUCUGCCUCACCUGCUCUCCUCUUCUGCCUCACCUGCUAUCAUCUACCGCCUCACCUGCUAUCCUUUUACGCAUCACCUGCUAUGCUCUUCUGCCUCACCUGCCAUCCUCUUCUGCCUCACCUUCUAUCCUCUUCUGCCUCACCUGCUACCCUCUUCUGCUUCACCGCUCACCUCUUCUGCCUCACCUGCUAUAAUCUACCGCCUCACCUGCUAUGCUCUCCUGCCUCCCCUGCUAUCCUCUUCUGCCUCACCUUCUAUCCUCUUCCGCCUCACCUGCUACCCUCUGCUGCCUCACCUGCUCUCCUCUUCUGCCUCACCUGCUAUCAUCUACCGCCUCACCUGCUAUCCUUUUACGCAUCACCUGCUAUCCUCUUCUGCCUCACCUGCUCUCUUCUUCUGCCUCACCUUCUAUCCUCUUCCGCCUCACCUGCUACCCUCUGCUGCCUCACCUGCUACCCUCUUCUGCCUCACCUUCUAUCCUCUUCCGCCUCACCUGCUACCCUCUUCUACCUCACCUGCAAUCUUCUUCUGCCUCACCUGCUCACCUCUUCUGCCUCACCUGCUAUCAUCUACCGCCUCACCUGCUAUCCUUUUACGCAUCACCUACUAUGCUCUUCUGCCUCACCUGCUAUCCUCUUCUGCCUCACCUGCUAUCCUCUUCCGCCUCACCUGCUAUCCUCUGCUGCCUCACCUGCUAUCCUCUUCCGCCUCACCUGCUACCCUCUGCUGCCUCACCUGAUAGCCUCUGCUGCCUCACCUGCUACCCUCUUCCGCCUUACCUGCUAUCCUCUUCUGCUUCACCUACUACCCUCUUCUGCCUCACCUGCUAUCCUCUUCCGCCUUACCUUCUACCUCCUUCCGCCUUAG